Molecule: messenger RNA, 1713 nt
Organism: Ornithodoros turicata
Lineage: Eukaryota; Metazoa; Arthropoda; Arachnida; Ixodida; Argasidae
Product: WD repeat domain phosphoinositide-interacting protein 4-like
Exons: 11
Coding region: 211-1251 (346 amino acids)
Biological process (GO): protein localization to phagophore assembly site; autophagy of mitochondrion; protein lipidation
Cellular component (GO): cytosol; phagophore assembly site membrane; extrinsic component of membrane
Molecular function (GO): protein binding; phosphatidylinositol-3-phosphate binding; phosphatidylinositol-3,5-bisphosphate binding
Source: RefSeq, a predicted model, not a curated record
UUACUGUUAUCUAACAAAGUUUAUGGUGCGUUUUAUUUGUGAGGAAUAGGAAGACAACUGCUGCCACAAUUGCGCAAUGCGUGAAAACGAAAAGAAGCAGGAAACCGCCAUAUUAUCAGCUGUGCCUGUUGUUGCGUUGUAUACGUUUUAGCAUGCGACGAUCAGAAGAACAUUUUUGAGACCACAACAAGUCAGCCGCUGGCUAUUACGAUGGGAUACCGUGAAGCAAAAGUAAUAAGUUUGCGAUUCAAUCAAGAUCACGGCUGUUUUACCUGUUGCAUGGAUACUGGCCUCCGGAUAUAUAAUGCGGACCCUUUGUCAGAGAAAGCACAUUUGGAUGCCUCGCUUGUCGGAAGUGUUUCUCUUUGUGAAAUGCUGUAUCGCACAAAUUUGCUAGCAAUCGUUGGUGGUGGCCCUUGCCCGAAAUUCGCUGACAACACAGUUCUUAUUUGGGACGAUCAUUCAAAGAAAUUUGUCAUGGAAUUCACGUUCCCUUCAAUGGUGUUGGCUGUGAGGCUUCGUCGAGACAAGAUUUUUGUGGUGAGCCAGAAGCAAAUACAUGUAUUGACAUUUCUGAACAACCCUGCAAAGCAGUUCACAUGUGAUACAAGAGACAACCCAAAAGGUUUAUGUGAGGUGAGUCCACUGUCCACCUCCGAACGGCAUCUGCUCGUCUUCCCUGGUCAGCGGUGCGGUAGUGUUCAACUAGUCGAUUUAACGACGACGGAACCUGGCAGCUCGACCUCUCCGGUAACCAUUAAUGCUCAUCAGAGUGAAAUCGCAUGCAUUGCUCUCAACCAGCAAGGAACCAUGGUAGCAACUGCAUCACAAAAGGGUACUCUUAUUAGGGUGUUUGACACUCUCAAGAAAAACUUGCUCGUGGAACUGAGGCGAGGGGCCGAUCCAGCGACAUUAUACUGCAUAAACUUCAGCCACGACUCUGAAUUCUUGUGCGUCUCCAGUGACAAGGGAACCAUUCAUAUAUUUGCCUUAAAGAAUACACAGCUUAAUAGACGAUCAACGUUCUCCAAAAUGGGCUUUCUAGGCCAGUACGUUGAAUCUCAGUGGGCGCUUGCCAACUUCACGGUUGCCGCCGAAUGUGCUUGUAUUUGCGCUUUUGGGUCCAGGUCAUCCGUCUACGCCAUCUGUGUAGACGGUUCCUUCCACAAGUAUGUCUUCACCAAGGACGGAAACUGCAAUAGAGAAGCUUACGACGUCUACCUUGACGUCUGCGAAGACGACGAACUCUGAAGUGUCGUGUAGCUCUGACACUUUGUUGUGAUGAAAUUUAAUAGUAGUAGGCAAAGCACUAUUUUGUUCAAAACAAUAAUACAUCUUUUAUGUUGUUAAGCAGAUGUCAAAUUUGUUUGGGCUUCUGCAAUACACUAUGCAAGUAGGUCAGCUGUCUGUGCAGCGACCCCAUUGGUCCCUCCCCCGAAUAAGCUCAGUGUGAGGCCCCACAUGGUUUCUUCUGUGGUCACCCAGUGGAGUGCCGUGCCUAGAGGUGUACGUGGGUGCGGUUAUGUCUGGUUUGCAGAUGGAGAUAGAACAGCCUGAAAUCUACACAGAUCGAUUGCCGACAAAACCGCAAGCCUCCGCGGAGCAUGCGGAUAUCCGCAUUUUGUUCAUGAAUAAGCAUUAGUGUCUCUGCCAACGUUCCCUUGGUGUAACCACAAUUUAGAGCACUCAACGAAUUAAAAAUGGCGUGUCUCA